GCUGUCGUUUUCUGAUAAAAGCGCACGGAGCGAGCUGGAACCCAUCGUAUUGGUGACACAGUUGCGUUGCGCACUGAGUUUUACGGCUUUCCGCGUCAUUUUUCGAUGUUUUUUGGGGUAUUUGGAACAAAACGCCCGCCAGCGGGUUGGAUUCGUGGUGAUUAGUUGACGGAUUUCCAUGCCCGUGUAGCUCCGUGGCUGCGCUGUAAUAAACACCCCUCCCCCACGGCGGUUGUUUUCAUUCAUAAGUUCCCCUGUCUGUUUGGAAGCCUCCUCCAACGAAUCCUGGUCUCCGGUUUUAUAGGCUCUGGCUUGUAUUCCCGCAUUACUUCUGCUAAAUGUGAUCUGUGCGGAUAGUCUCACGUGUGGUGCGCCAAUCUGACGCAGAAAAUGGGCAGCAAACCUCGGGCUUUUUUCCCGGUCGUGUAGCUUUUGGCCUCCUGCAGGUUGACUUUGCUUCAGAACAUCCCCGAAGGCUUAAACUGGAGUUCCUGACCGUAUUUAAGUGUAAACAGCGAACGUUGCGACACAGCGACUUCCCAAAAAAUGCGCAUUUUCUUUAUUAUUGCACGCCAGUGCGACAUUCUGUUGUUUUAAAACUCAGCCUGUCUUUUGUCAGAUCUUGAUCUGACCCUAAUAUUUUUCUGAGCUGUGCUCCGGUCCUCGUUUUUUCCUGCACUUCUUUUCGAGCUUGUGACAGAAUACUAAGUGAGGCAACUCAUUUAGCUCCCUUGGAUCGUGUCCUCAUUUCGUUGCCGCGCAGCAUUUAAAUGUUAACUAGUCAUACAAAUGUAAAUGAGGAGGGGAAGUAUUUGUAGGGCCUACUGAAGUUUAGAUGUGUGCGUACUGGGAAGGAAAGGUUUUCCAAUGCAUGUCCACGGUGAAUGUCGGAAGUGGUGAUCCCCCCAGAUGGAGCUCCAAAGUCAACAUGGCCCUGGCGGUUCAUUAGUGGUGAUCCAGCAGCCUUCCCUUGAGAGAGGGCAGAGGUUGGAGAUUGAGCAUGCAGCCAUUCUGUCCCUGGAACAAAUCAAGGCCAUCCGCUCCAGUAACGAGUACACGGAGGGGCCAUCGGUGGCUCGGAGGCCCCCUGUGCCCCGCAUGGCCCCCAGGCCUCAGGACAAGCAGGAGAGGACUCAUGAGGUCAUCCUCGUCAAUGUGAACAACAAUUAUGAGCGUCGGCCACCAGGUCAUCAUCACCUUGGGGGUGGCAUGGUGGUUGUGUCUGGGGCACAACAGCAAGGUGGGCCUCGAGCACCUGGGCUCAGCCGCUCAACCAGCACCGGAAGUGCCGCCAGCUCGGGGAGCAACAGCAGUGCCUCCUCCGAGCAGGGACUCCUAACACACUCGCCACCCGCCAGGCCCGGCGUGAAUCUACAGCACCACCACAGGGCAGACCGGCCUGUUCGGACUCAACCUAAACCCAAGAACCUUUCACAGCCCCAACAGGGACUUCACUUCCACCAGCCUCCACUAGAGGCUCCACUAAAGCCCCAGGGCAAAGGAAAGUCAGACUUUUCUGGCUCGGGUGACUCAGUGGUGGCUGCUGCUGGACACCAGUUCAUCUGUGAGUGCUGCGGGAAGUGUAAGUGCAGUGACUGUAGGGCUCCCAGGAGCCUGCCAUCAUGUUUGGCAUGUAAUGGUCAGUGCCUCUGCUCUGCUGAAAGUGCUCUUGAGCAUGGCACGUGCAUGUGCCUUGUUAAGGGCAUCUUCUACCACUGCUCCAAUGACGAUGAGGGCGAUUCGUGCGCUGACCACCCCUGCUCCCUGUCGCGCUCCCACUGCUGCUCUCGUUUCCUGUGCAUGGGGUUAAUGUCGGUACUCUUCCCUUGUCUGCUAUGCUACCCACCUGUUAAGGGCUGUCUGAAGGCGUGCCAGGGUUGCUAUGACCGGGUUAACCGACCCGGCUGUCGCUGCAAGAACUCCAACACUGUCUAUUGUAAACUGGAGAGCUGGGCCCCACAGAGCCAGGAGAAGCCUUCCUGAUCCCUUCCUGUGUUUUGUGACUGCGUGUGCACAGGAGACUCUAAGUGUGGGUCAUUUGAUGAGUAUGGAAAUGAUGAUGGUCACAAAUUAAUGUUUUUCAAACGUUCUAAGCACCUCCUACCCGACUCCUGUCCUGGCUGCAGAACAGAACGGAGCUAAGCAAAGGAAAACCACUCAAUUAUUUUUACUCUCUCUGGAUCAGGACCGUGUUUUUACAGACCAGUGUUUGCCUUAUUUGUUUCUCUGUCUGCCCUCGGCUCCUCAUUAACAUUAUUUUUAUAUGCAUAUAUGAAAACGAUUUUCUUCCGUUUUAGGUAGGCAGUUUCAUUUUUCUGGGCCUGCGCCCACUGGGGGCUGCCUCACACCAGAUCUGUGAAGGACGAUCUUUAAGGCGAUUAUGUAGCUGUUACCUGGUAUUCAUAGCAAGCAGGUUUGUUUCACUCACCAGCCACACUAAACCCGUGGUCCUAUACACUUGUGAUGCAUUAAAAAAAAGCACAUCCAUCUCGUAGUAUUCUCCACUUGGAUAUGUUUCUCCUUUUUACCCAUCUGAACUAUUCAAAUACAUUCUGUGGCAUUCUCCCAUUGUUUUUUUUAAUGUGUAAAUUGUAUGCUCCAUAAGAGAUAUUUUGGCUAUUUUUUAAAAGAAAAAAAUGUCUGCUAAACUUUUUUUUUGUUGUAAAAAAUAUUUAUUAUGUGAAGCUCUAUUAUUUUAUGAUAUUUAUUGCAAGAGACAGUCUUAAAUUUACUCAUGUCUGAAUAUAACAAAAUAUCAAAUACUUACUGAAAAAUUAAAGGGUGGCACAAAGAAAACUAUGUUAACUUUAAUGCAGAAAAUAUAUUAAUUAAUGAAAA
Molecule: messenger RNA, 2838 nt
Organism: Nothobranchius furzeri (turquoise killifish)
Lineage: Eukaryota; Metazoa; Chordata; Actinopteri; Cyprinodontiformes; Nothobranchiidae
Gene: spry1
Product: sprouty homolog 1, antagonist of FGF signaling (Drosophila)
Biological process (GO): negative regulation of fibroblast growth factor receptor signaling pathway; animal organ development; multicellular organism development
Cellular component (GO): cytosol; membrane
Source: RefSeq, a predicted model, not a curated record